Fraxinus pennsylvanica is the source of this 1980-nucleotide messenger RNA. The record is from the annotation of a GenBank genome assembly. Lineage: Eukaryota; Viridiplantae; Streptophyta; Magnoliopsida; Lamiales; Oleaceae.
AUGAUUGCCUUGCCCUUAGUGCCUUAUACAAUUCUGAAGUUAUUCCGUGCUGCCUCAAAGAAAACAAAAUGCAUCAACUGCGAGUGUUCUGAUUGCUCUAAAUCAGGGAAAUACCGUAAAUCAGUUUUCAAACGGAUUAUGAGCGUCUCAACAUGUGGAAACUUGACUCUUGUGCUGCUAUGGGUUAUCAUGGCUAUUCUUGUUUAUUACAUAAAGCACAUGAAUAGUGAGAUUCAAGUUUUUGAGCCGUUUAACAUCCUUGGAUUAGAACCCGGAGCUUCAGAUUCCGAAAUUAAGAAGGCAUACAGGAGACUUUCUAUCCAAUACCAUCCUGAUAAGAAUCCGGACCCAGCUGCUCAUAAGUACUUUGUGGAGUCAAUAUCCAAAGCUUACCAGGCUCUGACAGAUCCAAUUUCCCGUGAGAAUUAUGAAAAGUAUGGCCAUCCCGAUGGUAGACAGGGGUUCCAAAUGGGAAUUGCUCUGCCACAGUUUCUUCUUAAUAUUGAUGGCGCAUCUAGUGGGAUAUUGUUAAUUUGGAUUGUUGGGGUCUGCAUACUGUUGCCACUUGUGGUGGCUGUCGUAUAUCUUUCAAGAUCUUCAAAAUAUACUGGAAAUUAUGUCAAGAAUGACACACUGGGUGCCUAUUUCCAUUUAAUGAAACCUUCCUUGGCCCCAAGCAAAGUUAUGGAAGUCUUCAUUAAGGCUGCUGAAUUUGUGGAGAUUCCCGUUAGGAGAUCUGAUGAUGAACCCCUACAAAAACUUUUUAUGGCAGUGAGAAGUGAGUUGAACCUGGACCUUAAAAAUAUUAAAAAGGAGCAGGCAAAGUUUUGGAAGCAGCAUCCUGCACUUGUUAAGACAGAAUUGUUGAUCCAAGCGCAUUUAACUCAUGAAACAACAAAUUUAUCCCCGGAUUUGGAGCGUGACUGCAAGCGUGUGCUGGAACUCGCUCCUCGCCUUCUUGAAGAGCUAAUUAAGAUGGCACUUAUUCCAAGGACUAAUAAGGGGCAUGGCUGGCUUAGGCCUGCUAUAGGAGUUGUUGAACUUUCACAGAGCAUUGUUCAGGCUGUUCCUCUCAGUGCGAGGAAGGCUGAGGGCAUUGCUCCAUUUUUGCAGCUUCCACAUUUUAAUGAUGAUAUUGUCAAAAAGAUAACCCGCAAGAAGGUACGGACAUUUCAUGAACUUCAGGAAAUGACUAUUGAAGAACGUGCUGAAUUAUUUUCUAAAGUAGCGAACUUCUCUGCUGCUGAAGUGCAAGACGUGGAGAAUGUACUGAAACUCAUUCCUUCUAUGACAGUUGAAGUUACUUGCGGGACUGAAGGUGAGGAAGCCAUACAAGAGGGUGACGUCGUUACAGUUCAGGCUUGGGUGACACUGAAACGUGCUAAUGCUUUAAUUGGUGCCCUACCUCACGCCCCCAAUUAUCCAUUCCACAAGGAAGAAAAUUUUUGGUGUUUACUAGCAGACACCAAUUCGAAUAGUGUGUGGUUCUCCCAGAAGAUCAGUUUUAUGGAUGAAGCUGCCGCAGUAAGUGCUGCUUCAACAGCAAUUGAGGAGAGAAUGGAAGUGCUCGGAGCCAGUCCAAAGGAAACCAGCGCUGCUAUAAGAGAAGCAGUUGAGAAAGUCAAAAAUGGGUGUCGACUUGCAAUGGGGAAAUUCCUGGCUCCAGCCGAAGGAAAUUAUAACUUGACUUGCUAUUUGUUAUGCGAUUCUUGGAUUGGUUGUGACAAGAAAUCGAGCUUAAAACUGAAAGUUUUGAAGAGGACUCGUGCUGGUAUUCGCGGAGGUCAGGUUACCGAUGGAGGAUCGAUUCUCGAGGAUGGAAUUGAUGACGAAGAGGAGAUUGAAGAAGAGGAAGAAGAGGAUAUUGACAGUGAGUACAGUGAAGACGAAGAUAAUCAGGAUACAAAUAAAAUGGGACGUGCCAAUGGCAAAGUUCGUGAAAAGAGCGGUUCGGAAAGUUCCGGCUCAGAAGAGGAGUGA